AUGCCUUACUCCUCCUGCUCGGUCGCGGCGCGUGGCGCUCUCUCGCUCCGGCACCUCGCCGUGGCCGCCGUGCAGCUCCCGGCGCUCCUCUGCCUCGAGGCCAUGCUCUGGGCGGUCGCCUUCCUCACCUUCCCCCUGCGCCUCCUCGCCGCUGCCGACAGAGAGCGCAAGCUGGACCGGCUGCUGGGGGAGAUGCAGUCGCAGAUGGAGAGGGUGGUGCGGGAGAACAGGGACCUGGAGUGGAGGCUGCGGGCGGCGCUCAAGGAGCAGGCGGCCAUGGAGGAGAUCCUCGACGAGAUGGAGGAGGAGCAGGAGGACGCCUUCGCCAGGAUCGACGUGCUAGAGAGCCAGGUCAAGGCUCUGAAGAAGGAGAACAUGCGUCUCAAGGAGCACAAAGGCAAGUCCAUGUGGGACAAGGCGGCCACGGCGGCAGCUGUUGCUGGCCAGGCCGUCGUCACCGGCGGUGGAAAGGUCGAGAACGACAAACGCGCGCCUGACCUGUGGGAUGUGGCCGGGGAAGACGAAAAGGAGGUGGCCGUCGUCUUAUCCGGCACCUCCCCGCCGUCGAUCUUGGACUUGGAGGCGGUGGAACGGGAGGCCCGGCGGAUGGAGGUGGCCGCGCGGCGGCGGAGCCUAUUCAGCGUGGGCAUGUCGCUGGCGGUGGGCGGGAUCGCGUGGUCGGCGGACGCGCCGUGCGUUCCGCUCCUCGCGGGGCUCCUCAGCGUCGUCGGCAUGUCCAUGUGCAGCGUCGCGCGCCUCUUCCGAGCGCGCAGGCCGUUGGCGCCCGCCGCCUCCGGCUCCGGCGCCGUGGCGCUGCUGAGCCUCAACUGGUUCUUGCUCGGGGUGCUCACGUACCCGAUGCUCCCGGGCGUGGCGCGGGUUGUGGUGCCGCGCGCCGCGCGUCUCGCCGGCCCUGCCAUCGCCUGGUUCGCCGUCGCUGCACCCGUCUGA
Lolium rigidum is the source of this 951-nucleotide messenger RNA. RefSeq lists its product as uncharacterized. The record is from RefSeq and is a predicted model, not a curated record. The transcript is spliced from 3 exons. Bases 1 to 951 code for a protein of 316 amino acids. Lineage: Eukaryota; Viridiplantae; Streptophyta; Magnoliopsida; Poales; Poaceae.